GUCAGUGUAUGAUAGAUGAAACAUCUGACAGACUCCCAGUUUGCAAUGGAGGGAAGAGUGAGGAAACCAGUCCUCAGAGAGUGAACGCUGACCAGGUACUAUGGCUUCAUCUACUUCACGUAUUCACUUUUUCUUUCUGUAUUUGACAUCAGCUGAAUUACAUAUCAUUUAUUGUUCAUUGGUAAAUUAUUUUUGAAUGUACUCUUUUCCAUUUGCAAGAUGUUUAAGUGAGGGAAGAUAUGUGUACAGUGUUGCAGACACAUAAUUAAUAUGGAUUUCUUUGUUUUCUCUCCAUAUAGGUGUUUUUUCAGCAGUGUGGUCAGAGCAGCCUUGUCUUCUCAGAGAUGUCCAUCAAUUCUGUAAUCACUGUAGAGCCUCAACAUCACUUUGGUUGUACCAGAAGUUUGACGUGUGUGUGUUUUGCACAGUGGGCGAGGUCUUCUUCACAUGAGGAGCGUGUGUGACGGUUGCAGUGCUGGCCGAGGCAGUGCAUGUGGUUGCGGCGGCGCGUCUCUGCUACUGCUGUGCUCAUGGCUCAGAGGAGGGCUACAGGUGGCUGCUGCUGCCCGAGAGCUCCCCUGAACGAAGACAACGCCCGCUUCUUCCUGCUGGCCGGCCUCAUCCUCCUGUACUUGCUGUGCGGGGCGGCCAUCUUCUCAGCCCUGGAGCAUCCCUUUGAGCUUCGCGCACGUCUUCUCUGGAACCAGCAGUUGGAGAAUUUCACCCGGCGAUACAAGGUGAACCUGGGCGCCCUGCACACUCUGCUGCGGCAGUACGAGGAGGCGAACGGAGCUGGGAUCAGAGUGGACGCGCUCAGGCCACGAUGGGACUUUUCUGGAGCAUUUUACUUUGUGGGCACAGUGGUCUCCACUAUUGGUUUUGGCAUGACGACCCCAGCGACAAUAGCAGGGAAAAUAUUCCUGAUCUUUUACGGUCUGAUUGGCUGUGCCGCCACCAUCCUCUUCUUUAACCUUUUCCUGGAGAGGAUCAUUACGAUGUUGGCGUACAUCAUGCGCUGGUGUCACGAGCGUCGGCUGAGAUGUGCCGGAGUCCAGGUGGUGUCGAGCCGAGAGGGGUCGCCCGGCGAGGAGGACAGCCUGGAAGGCUGGAAGCCGUCGGUCUAUUACGUGAUGUUGAUCCUGGGACUGGCGUCUGUUUUGAUCGCGUGCAGCGCCUCCACCCUGUACAGCUCCAUGGAGAACUGGAGCUACGUGGACUCCCUCUACUUUUGCUUCGUAGCUUUUAGCACCAUCGGCUUUGGUGACCUGGUGAGCAGUCAGAGACAGCAGUACGAGUCCCAGGAAGCCUACCGCCUUGGAAACUGCCUCUUCAUUUUAAUGGGAGUAUGUUGCAUCUACUCGCUUUUCAAUGUCAUUUCCAUCAUCAUCAAGCAAACUCUCAACUGGAUUUUAGGUAAACUGGUCUGCUCGGGCCAGCAUAAGCUUUGUUCCUGCUCUACGUGUAGCUGCUGGUGGCUUUGCUGCCCCUGCCUGCAGAGGAAAAGCCACAACCAAAGACGCCUGCCCGCUCGCCUCAGGCCGAAACGCACGAAACGCAACGCGGUGCAGCCCGUCUCCUCACAGCGCCCCGCGGGCCGACACCACUGCAGAGACGGCUCGGUGGACACAGUGUGUGACAGCGAGACGGACGCCGGGACGGUGGCUGAAGUGUGCGUAGGGCGACGUCUGUCGGGAGAGAUGAUCUCCGUCAACGAGUUCAUGGUCUCCAACAAAGUGUCCCUGGCGCUGCUGCAAAAGCAGCUGAGCGAAACGGCACACCAGGGCCCCCGGCAAAGCUACAGCCACCAAAAUGGAUUCUCUGGUGGCGUGGGGGCCUUGGGAAUCAUGAACAACCGCUUACAGGAAACGAGCGUGGAUAGAUAGCUUCAGAGCCGUAGUCGUCCCUGUGCUGUGUACAUCGCUUUGGAUUCUGUAGACUGAAUCUCUUUUUAAAGCUGCUCUUUAGGAAGUGAUCAAACAAAAGCAAUAAUGAUUGUCAGCGUCAAUACGAGUGAACAAAAUCCUGAUCUUGGAAAGGUGUUUGGUCCAAACCAUAUCAGACGAUGGUGAACUUCCAGCAGAUUUUCUCCUCAUAGCGUGAGGAGAAAAAGACGAUUAAAAGAAUUCAGCAUCAGCUUGAAGAGGGGUCUGAUGUCUUGAAGUGAUUGACUCAUACCAAAGCAAUCACAGGAAACAAGCAGUGAAGGAUCACUUGAAAAGGACUGCUGAUUUAAGAGUCUCACACAUGUCCCCUCAGCUACUCAACCCAUAUGGCUGUAUGUGAGGCGGUCGUCUGUAUUAGUGAGCACACAGACACAGUAGCUACAGUGUCCACUAAGAUAAGUAGCUGC
Molecule: messenger RNA, 2350 nt
Organism: Salarias fasciatus (jewelled blenny)
Lineage: Eukaryota; Metazoa; Chordata; Actinopteri; Blenniiformes; Blenniidae
Gene: kcnk12l
Product: potassium channel, subfamily K, member 12 like
Exons: 2
Coding region: 492-1883 (463 amino acids)
Biological process (GO): potassium ion transmembrane transport; stabilization of membrane potential
Cellular component (GO): plasma membrane
Molecular function (GO): outward rectifier potassium channel activity; potassium ion leak channel activity
Source: RefSeq, a predicted model, not a curated record